AGCUGGGAAUCUAAUCCGGCAAGGAGCGGUUCUUUGGCUCGCGUUGUGUUAUGUCUCGCUCAGUUUCAAUUCCUUUGCGGGACAGUGUUGAAGAUGCGGAAAAUCUGAAGCGACUGCGUCGUUUUUGCAUAGAGAUAUGGAAUCUAACGCAGAAUUGGGUCUCUACCUCUUCUCAGUCGUGUACAGUGCUUGAGCAUCUGAUUAAUAAUAAGCUGCGGAUAAUGUACGCUAACUCUGAUCAAGAGCAGAAACUCGUUGGAGCUGCUGAAGGUGCAGAAACCGUUGUUCUGGACCAUGAUACGAAACAACGCCUGCUUCGUGAGAUUGUCAAGGAUGCCGAAAGUCUUUGCGAUUCAAUGAAAGAGCUGGAAAGGGUCGUUAACAAGUUUCGCACUGCAAAGACUCGCGUGGAAUCCUGGGUGAAGCUUUGCACGAAGCCUGGUCCGGUCACUGCCAAUAUUCUGAACACCCUUUCCGAUGCUUUACCAGACGUCAUAGAAAUGUACGAUAAGGAAGUCAGCGCUAAGAAGGCUGGACUGGCUGACUUAGGUCAGUGGGAGCAUCGCGAUGUCUUCAUGGCUGUUGCUCUAACAUACAAAUUUGAACCGUUUGAAAUAAUAGAGAUCUCCUUCGAUGCUUUACCUGAGGGAGAUGAAGUACUCGAGAUCUUACGUGCGGAAAAAGCCUCUCUUCAUUUCUGGAUAGACCUAGGGUUAGAAUAUUAUCGUUCCGGUCGAGUAGAUGACUUCGUUAGGUUACUAGAAGUUUCUGGAAGUGAAGCGUCUUUGGACUAUCCUGAAGUGGAGAAUGAUCAAAUGCGGGCUUUGGACAUACUCGCUGCUUACUACGUCAAACUGGGUCACAAAGAGCGAACUUCGAAAGAAAGAAAGCGCGAUUUGUUUUCUAAAGCGACGUUGUUGUAUACGACUGCAGAUAGGAUAAAAAUGUAUGAUAUGCCACAUCUUACUGGGCGGGCGUACUUCUGUCUGGUGGAAGCACGAGCGAGCAAAGUGGAUCAGGCCGAUCAGCAGUUCAAUUUUGUUCUGAAGCAGGAUGCAUAUGAUAUACCAGCAAUGAUGGGUAAGGCUAUAAUUGCCUUCAGCAAACAAGAUUACAAGACCGCUUUGUAUUUUUCAAAAAGGGCCCUGAGGCAGAAGCCAGAUGGCCCUGCUGACAUGAGAGUUGGUAUCGGUUAUUGUUUAGCGAGACUAGGACUGACUGAUAAGGCUAGAAUCGCUUUUGAACGAGCGUUGGAAUUGCAAAAUGACAAUGGAGCCCAAAGUGCAGUGGCUUGUCUAGGUCAAGCGUAUAGUCUGGAGCCGGAGAAUCCGGUUGUCUUGGUCCAUCUUGCCAACCACUUCUUCUUCAAAGGAGAAAUGAACAAGGUUGAACGGUUAGCGUGGCAUGCAAUGAGUAUGACGGAAAGUGACGAAAUCAAGGCCGAAGCUUGUUACAUUCUUGCGCGGUUUUUCCAUUUCAACAGGGACUAUGAAAAGGCGUUCAAGUACUAUUAUCAAGCAACUACGUUGAAUCAUCCUACUUUCGUUUUGCCCCAGUAUGGUCUUGGACAACUUUAUAUAAUGCGAGGAGAAUAUAAUCAGGCAAUUGCUGCAUUUGAAACCGUUUUGAAGUCGAUGCCCAACAACGUUGACACCAUGAAAGUACUUGCUGCUCUGUAUGCUCACACGGACCCAGGGAAUCAUGAUCGGCAGGACAAGGCAAGAGAUAUGCUAACAAAAGUCUUGGAGGCAACUCCAAACGAUGUUGAAGUUUUGAUAGAUCUUGCUCAGCUUUUGGAAGGAGUUGAUCCGCAUAAAUCGCUCACUCUCUAUGAAAAUGCUUGUGAUCUGAUAAAAACGAGUGAAGAUGGUUUACAAAUUGAUCCGCCAGCUGCUAUCUUAAACAAUAUCGGAGCCUUGCACAUGACUUUGGAAAAUUAUGAAAGAGCGAAGGAGUACUUCGAAGCAGCGGAAGCCAAGCUUCAAGAAGAUUUGGAAGGAGAUCUGUGCGAUUCGAAACUUUCUUCCUAUGUCAUCACUAUGAGAUACAACCUCGCUAGAUGUUUGGAACACUUGUGUUUGUUCGAAGAUGCUGAAGUUUUAUACAAAGGCAUUUUGAGAGAACAAGAAAAUUACACGGAUUGUUAUCUUCGUCUCGGAUGUCUUGCACGCGAUCGAGGACAGAUUUAUGAAUCAUCGGUGUGGUUCAAAGAAGCGAUGUCCGUUGAUCAGAACAAUGCCGAUUCAUGGGUGCUUAUCGGAAAUCUGCACAUGUCUAAACAUGAAUGGGGACCUGGUCAAAAGAAAUUUGAACAAGUGUUGAAUAAGAUGGAUAAGGAAGAUGCUUACUCAUGGGUCUCACUAGGCAACGUCUGGAUGGAGAUGCUCUUUAAUCUGGGCAGAAAAAAGACUGACGACCGUACCCAAGAAGGGAAGUACAUGGAUAGAGCUCUACAGAUGUUUGGUAAAGCGUUGAAAAUUGAGCCAAAAAACAUCUGGGCAGCAAAUGGAAUAGGCUGCGUAUUAGCAUCGAAAGCAAUGUGGCAAGAUGCCCGUGACAUCUUCGCUCAAGUUCGUGAAGCUACCUCGGAAUUCGAAGAUGUUUGGAUGAAUAUAGCUCAUGUGUAUAUCGAACUUGGACAAUAUGUCCCUGCUUUGCAAAUGUAUUCUAAUGCCAUCAAGAAGUUUGAGAAAGAACAGGAUCACCAGUGCUUGCUCUAUCUUGCUCGAGCAUACUUCAAAGCAGGAAAGCUGACGGAAAGUCUUCAUACUUUAGAAAAGGCUAUGUUUGAAGCACCAGAUAAUGUCCUCAUCAAGUUCAACUAUGCUUUUGUGCUCAAACUGCAUUCCACCGAAGUUCUUCAAGAAGUGAAGUCAACUGCAGCACAAGUGAGAGGUGCGAUGGAUGAUCUGAAAACGGCAGAACGGAUGUUCUCCUUUGUUGCCGGUAACAAGGACGAGACAUUGUCCGGAGGGCGAUACGUUUCUCGAACGCAUGCUGGUGAAGAAGCGAGAGCUUGCGGUGAUUUGCUGAAACAAGCUCAGACGUACUUGGUCAGAGCACAGCAGAGGGAUGAAGAGGAUGAGAGGCAACGGGCGAAGCAAAACGCUGAAAGAGAGGCUCUCAGACAGAAAAUGGCUCAAGAAAUUGCGGAACGUGAAAAGGAACUGCGAGAGAAACAGGCGAAUAUGGCGAAUAUGAGAAAUGAAUACGUGCAAAUGACGAAGAAUCUGUUACGGAUACCAGAGCUUGUUGAAGAAAAGAAGGGACGUGGAGGUGGUGGAGGCCGACGAAAGAAAGGCGAGGCCGGAGACGAAUUCGUCAACGACAGUUCAGAUAUGGGUAGCUGGCAUGGAGGAGAGGGUGGAGAAGAAGGCGGCGAAAGACGGAAGAAAGAUAAAUCAGCGAAGAAAGCAUCCAGGAAGCGAAGAGAAAAGCGAGCCGCUGGUGCCGGUAGUGGCUCAGAAAAUGAAGAUGAAGCGCGUGAAAGACGACGUAGAAAGAAAGAAUCCGCACAGAGAAAAGCUGAAGCGAAAUUGUCGCAAAAACAGCAAUCGAAGAUCAAAAGUCGUGCGUUCUUGUCAUCCGAUGACGAUUCUUCCGAUGGCGGCGCUCCAGCGCGUGCUCCCAAGGAGACAGGUGAAGAUAGUCCUAGGCCGCCAAGAAUCACGGACUCAGAGGAUUCCGAUGACAGUGCACCUCGCCAUCGACGGAAGAAGAAUGUCAUGGAUUCGGACGAUGAGCAGUCUGAUAGCGGAUCUGGUGGUAGACCGAUCAUUGGAGCAUCGGAUAGUGAUAAUGGAUCCCCUGCUGAAAGGACCCCAGACAGCAAUGCUGGGAGCGACAGUGAUGCAUCACCACGAAAAAAGAAGAAACAAAUUCAAAGCGAUGGUGAUAGCGACUAACCAAGUAUCACUUAUAAGGUUCUUCUCACAUUUUUGGUUUUCUGGUUGUUUAACGAAUCUGUUGAUUUUUUUUAAUCUCUCAGUACUCCUCAUUUUCGUUCUUAACGUUUGUUUUCCGAGAUGCUGGAGCGCAGUAUCUGUUUCGUACGUGUACCUGAUGUAUAGAUAGGGUAGCCAAGCAUGUGACCAGGCAUUUCCUUUUUUACCUUCUCAACAAUUCUUUUUCUUGUAAAACAUCUGUGUCCUAUAACACGCCGAACAUCGUUUAAUUCUGUGGUGAUUUUUCAAAAAAUUUGUAUCUCGGAUGUUUCCAUAUUAGGACUAUGUACAGAAAUUAUUAUUGUUGUGAGAUUGAAAUGAGCUAAAAAAAAUUUUUUUUUCCAAAUUGCCAGUCUGAUUAAGUAUAAAUAUGUCGUUAUUUCUGUC
Molecule: messenger RNA, 4331 nt
Organism: Cylicocyclus nassatus
Lineage: Eukaryota; Metazoa; Nematoda; Chromadorea; Rhabditida; Strongylidae
Source: the annotation of a GenBank genome assembly